Messenger RNA from Xiphophorus maculatus (southern platyfish), 1727 nucleotides. RefSeq names its product spindlin-1-like. The transcript has 9 exons. The coding region runs from base 468 to 1244 and encodes 258 amino acids. The record is from RefSeq and is a predicted model, not a curated record. Gene Ontology annotation, biological process: gamete generation. NCBI's taxonomy places the organism in Eukaryota, Metazoa, Chordata, Actinopteri, Cyprinodontiformes, Poeciliidae.
CGUUGGAGGUGAGAUGGCCGUGAAGUGUCUCUGGUUCCUGUGAAGUCGGAGCGGGCUGUGCGGACAGACCAGCGGGAGGCCAGGAACCGCUCCGUUUCCCCGCCGGGUCUCCUUCCUUCCCCCCAGUUUCACGGUAAGACCGGAGGAAGCGCCGCCCGGUCUGCCUGCAGGUUUGAUUCUGAUUCAGUUCAGGAGCUGAAGGACGAGCGGCUGCAUCGACUCUCCUCCUGAGAUCAGAUCUUUAGGACUUCAAUGGAUCUGAAGUAAGAAUUGACCUUUGACCUCCAGAGAGGAACUUCUGCAGGAUUAAUUUGAUCCACAGUUCAUCCAACCAACCAAACAUCCAUCCAUCCAUCCAUCCAUCCAUCCAUCCAUCCAUCCAUCCAUCUUCAUGCUCUACCUGGAGACCCGGUUCUGGUUGUAGCCCAGUGGUGAGGCAGCCCGGCUGCCCCUCUGCCUCCAGAUGAAUGAAGAGCCCACCGGGUCACAGAGACACAGCUGAUGCAGGGCAUGCAGGUGUUUCUGCAAACAUGAUGAAGAAGAAGAAUCCACACAAAAAGCAUAAGAGCAGCCUGGGCCCGCCCACCAAGGUUCUGUCCCAGCCGCGGCGCAACAUCGUGGGCUGCAGGAUCCAGCACAUCUGGAAGGACGGUGGAGGACACGUGGUGUGGAAGGGAACGGUUCUGGAUCAGGUGCCUGUGAAUCCGUCGCUCUACCUGAUAAAGUACGACGGGUUUGACUGCGUUUACGGCCUGGAGCUGCAUAAGGACGAGCGGGUUCAGGGCCUGGAGGUUCUGCCCGACCGGCUCGCUAAGUCGCGCCUGACGGACGUUAGCCUAGCCGACGCCAUGAUCGGGAAGGCCGUGGAGCACAUGUUCGAGACGGAGGAGGGCCCGAAGGAGGAGUGGAGGGGGAUGGUUCUGGCCCGCGCCCCCAUCAUGACCACCUGGUUCUACAUCACCUACGAGAAGGACCCGGUUCUGUACAUGUACCAGCUGCUGGACGACUACAAGGAGGGCGACCUGCGCAUCAUGCCCGACUCCAACGACAGCGUCCCGGCGGAGCGGGAGCCCGGCGAGGUGGUGGACAGCCUGGUGGGCAAACAGGUGGAGUACGCCAAAGAGGACGGCGGCAAACGAACAGGCAUGGUCAUCCACCAGGUGGAGGCCAAGCCGUCCGUCUACUUCAUCAAGUUCGACGACGACUUCCUCAUUUACGUCUACGACCUGGUCAAGACUUCGUAAAGACUCUGCGGACGGCGCCACCCCGACGUGACGGAAAGUAAAAAAAAAAAAAAAAAAAAAAGCAGCUCUUGCCGACGCGACUGAAGCAUUUAACCCAGCACACGUUAAUCCGACCAUCCAAGACAAAAACACUGAGAUUAAUCUCAGUGUUAAUCUUAAACGGGAUGAAGGCGAGUCGAGGGCAUCUCAAAACCCUUUGGAGUAAAUUUUCAUUUCAUUUUACGUUAAACUUUAAUUGGUUUGAGGCCGUUAAACCUUCCUGGAUGAAGAAACGGGUCCGUUUACUUUUUUAAAUUGGGGAAGAACCAUGAAGGCUUUUUGUUGACACAAAGCAGAUCCAUGGUUUUGACCAUAGUAGCCGACUUCGCUUGGAAAAAAAAAAAAAAAGGAAAACCUGAACUUUGUUGAUUUCCAGUGAAAAAAGUUCUCUGAUCAAAUAAAGACAAGAAGAAGAAAAAGACUGGAGUUCUGGGAAUGAAGGAG